This is a messenger RNA of Moneuplotes crassus, 689 nucleotides long. The record is from the annotation of a GenBank genome assembly. Lineage: Eukaryota; Ciliophora; Spirotrichea; Euplotida; Euplotidae.
AUGGAACCUACUUAUACACACGAUGUGAAAGGAAACGCUGGCGAGCUGAAGGAUUAUGGCCAUAUACAGGGCCAACGUCUAUUCACUAGCAAUAGCAUCCAACUUGAUGCUGCGAAUCUGUUGGAAAUGUACUGAUUUUGCGAUUAUAGUCUUUCGGUGUACUGACAUUGAAAACCUUCUUGCUCUUUCGGUGGUGAAGGUGUAGACUUUAAUGCUCCAGGAUGGAGUAACAAUGAAGACCAAUUGGUACUCUCAAACAGGACCCAAACCAAUAAUUGAAGAAGGCCAUUAUCAGAUGGAAAUAGAAGAGUCUAUCUUCGAACAAAAUUAGAGUAUUUGCAUCAUUUCUUGCAGACUGUAGAAGACUCUUCAAAAAUACUUGUGAAUGGAAAACCCAAAGUAAACUGCAAACUUCCAAGAAUUAGUUCUCGCAGGUCUCACUACACCGGGGUAUUUAAAAAUAAUCUGAGAUGGCAGGCUUUCGUCAACAUUCGUAACAAGAAAACUUAUAUUAAGACUUGCACUACUCAAGAAGAAGCAGCCAGAGCUUUUGACUGAGUGUCUCUUCUUCUUAACAGAAAGGAGGCUGUGACCAAUUACAAUUAUUCACAAAGUGACAUCUAUUCGCUUUUUGAUGACCAUGCUGACAUAGUUAAUAAAUUUUGCUCAUAAUCGAUUUCUAUAGCCUA